AACGAGCGACGUUAGUGUCGUGCCUGAUUAGACAGGAAUAGAAGACGCCUCUAUCUAGCGUUCUCUUUCUAUUCUCAUAUCGCAUCCACUAGCACGGUAAUAUAUGACUCGCGUAUACUUUCGCGUAUCUUUAUAUCUCUCUGGAUUAGAUGGGAGUGAGGUGCAAACAAAUUAUACCAAAGAAAAAGUAUUGAAUAGGUAGUUUUAUUACGUUUUGUGAAUUGUAAUUAUAUAUCAGCUGAUCAAGCAUGUGUUUUAAAAAAACACCACGAAUUCUUUCGAUACAAAGUCAUGUAGUAUCUGGUUAUGUUGGUAAUAAAAGUGCAGUAUUUCCUUUACAGCUGCUGGGCUUUGAAGUGGAUGCAAUUAAUUCUGUUCAGCUUUCCAAUCAUACUGGCUACAAGGUCUUCAAAGGCCAAGUACUAAAUGACAAAGAUUUAGAGGAGUUAAUAAAUGGUUUAGUACAAAAUAAUUUAGAUAAUUAUACUCAUUUACUUACUGGAUAUGUUGGUUCUGCUUCAUUUUUAAAAAAAAUAGCAGAAGUAGUUCGUAUAUUAAAACAUAAGAAUCCAAAUCUUAUAUAUGUAUGUGAUCCUGUUAUGGGAGAUAAUGGAAAAAUGUAUGUUCCUGAAGCAUUGAAAGAAAUUUAUAGAGAAGAAAUAAUACCAUUGGCUGAUAUUAUAGUACCAAAUCAAUUUGAAUUGGAAUUAUUAAGUAACAUAAAAAUCAAUACAAUGUCUGAAUUACAAGAUGCUGUAACUGUAUUACAUAAAAUUGGCCCCCAAACAGUAGCUGUCUCAUCAACAGAAAUUAAUGAUAAACUAACAGCAAUAAUUAGUACAAAUAAAGAGAAUAAAUUAAUAAAAAUCAAUAUUCCAAAAAUACCAGCUAGUUUCACAGGUUCUGGAGAUCUUUUUGCUGCUCUAUUUUUAGCUCACACAUAUUUGCAAAAUGAUAUGAAAACUGCCAUUGAAAAAACUGUAAAUUCUUUAUACAGUGUCCUACUAAAAACUUAUGAAUAUUCUGAAGCAUGUCAAGAUAAAGAAUCCCAACUUGCAAGAAAAAUUGAAUUAAAAUUAAUACAAAGCAAGAAUUAUAUUGAAACUCCAGAAAUUUGUUUGUUUGCUGAAACAAUUGUAUCAACAAAUUAAA
Messenger RNA from Bombus pascuorum, 1152 nucleotides. RefSeq names its product pyridoxal kinase (gene Pdxk). Gene Ontology annotation, cellular component: cytosol. Bases 249 to 1151 code for a protein of 300 amino acids. Gene Ontology annotation, biological process: pyridoxal 5'-phosphate salvage. NCBI's taxonomy places the organism in Eukaryota, Metazoa, Arthropoda, Insecta, Hymenoptera, Apidae. The record is from RefSeq and is a predicted model, not a curated record. Gene Ontology annotation, molecular function: pyridoxal kinase activity. The transcript has 7 exons.